Messenger RNA from Fusarium tjaetaba, 2022 nucleotides. RefSeq lists its product as uncharacterized. Bases 1 to 2022 code for a protein of 673 amino acids. The record is from RefSeq and is a predicted model, not a curated record. Lineage: Eukaryota; Fungi; Ascomycota; Sordariomycetes; Hypocreales; Nectriaceae. The transcript has a single exon.
AUGGAAGAGACAAACAGUUCACCCGGCUCACCGGGCGGCCCUCUUCAGGCCGUCACUGCGGACCGUGUGAACCAACAAAGAGAGCGGGAGUCCGCAUUCUCUCACCUUCGUGGUGGCUCAAGAGAUAACUCCGUUCAUGAUAAGAUCAGCCAGUUCAACAACCUCAGUGUUACUAUGCAAUCAAAACAGUUGGAACGCAAAACAGCAGAUGCUGCUUUGAAGCGCGCCAUGCUUGGCCGCGAAGAGGCCGAGACUGAGUUGCGCAAAUAUAGAGAGGAGAACAAAAAUCUACGAAAGGCCAUCGAUGAGGGUAAAGACCGUGAGCGAAAAGUCGGAGAACGUCUGGAGUCGUUGAUGGUAGGUGUUCUCGGAAGCCAAUGUAAGCAUUGCAUGUUGACCAUGUCACAGGAGAACUAUGGCCGAGCAAAGGAGACCCAUGCACACACGCAAGCUUUAUGGGAAAAGGAGAUACGCCGUGCACGAAAAGAGACAUUCAAAACGCAAUCAUCGAUCGUCAAGCUCCAAGAAGAACUCAAGUCAGCACGUACAAACGCAAAGAUGAUCGACGAAAAUCUUAAACGAGAAAAGGCUAGGAGCAAAGUUCGAGAGCAAGAAGCAUUCGAAGCGCGCUAUCAGAUUGUUGGUGUCCAAGAACAACUAGAUCAAGCACUGGAGCGUAUCAAGCUCGUCGAGCAGGAACGUGACGCCUACAAGACUGCCGCCAAGAACGAAGAAGUUGCCCGUAUCGCUGCCGAAGGUCGCAUUCCUCUACCGCCACAGGAUGCUGACGAUGAGUUUGGUUCUCCUAACAAGGACAAGAGGCGAGUGUCAAGAGAUCCUCGAGUUUCUCUAUCGACAAUGGACAUUAUCUCCUCGGAGGCCAGUGAGGUUGAGAUUGAGGAAUUGUCCACUCAGUUGCAGUGGGAGCGUCAAAGAGCAGACCGUGCACACGAAAUGAUUGAAUUCUUACAGGCCGAAUGCCAUCUCCGUUGCUGUGCUUGCUCAAAGUCAACCCGUCGUGCCAGUGUCGAGGCCCCUCGCCAGAAACGCCGAAGCUCCUUUGGACUCGAGGGACCAAACGACAAGGUCCUGAAACUGGAUAGUGAGGCAGUAGAGGCCGAGAAGCGUACUAUAACUCCUCCCUGUAUCGAGGAACCGCAUGUACGGACGGAGCCCGACAGAGGAACAGAGCCUGAUGUUCAGCCUGAGUCAGUCCGAGAACAGCACCUCCAAGGGCCCCUUCAACGUAUAAUUAAAUCCAGGAAAGAACCCCGCCGAAGCACCAUAUUCUGCCCCAAAGAAGGCAUUUUCAGGACGGUUUCGGAGCAAGAAGCCGAGAUCAUUGAGGCACAGCGCAGAAUCGAAGAGACCGAGGCUGCUGCCAAGGGUCAGCGAGAAAGCCAUACUGAGAGCGAAUAUCAGGAUGUUGACGAAGUUGUAAUUGAAGAGCAAGUUGAGGCUGAAACCACGAUCGGUGAUGGCAUUGAGAUGGAGCCUCGUUACUCUGGCGAGUACGAAAACUACCGGAGAUACGCACGAACCCCUUCGGUCGAGCCUCCAGCCUUCGCCAUGCUUGCUCAAGAAAGAACGUCAUUGGCCUCACUUCUCAACGCUCCUCACAGUCACUCAGCACCUGUUCCUUCAGUACCGACCAUGCCAGACGUAGCCGAGGAUAUACUUGUCUCUCCUGACACUCGACCCCAUACCACAAAUGCCUUCUACACGGUCACUACUACGACAACCGUGCCAGUCCAUGACGACAAGGUCGGGAAUAGUGCAUCUUUCAACGAACGCCUUCGCACACCAUCCCACAACAGCACAGGCACCACCUUUGACAUGUCAAAUCCUGCUCUCACCCCUACCAUGACACGCGAGCAGGCUCUCGCGAAGAUCCGUGAACGUCGUGGCCGUGCCCGUUCAAUGGCACAGGGCACAAUGACACCCAGCCGUCGGAUGGUCGAGGGCGUUGAACGACGAGAUAUGAGUGCUCCUACGGGCAAGGUUGCUGGUAAAGGGCGAUAA